Molecule: messenger RNA, 627 nt
Organism: Helianthus annuus (common sunflower)
Lineage: Eukaryota; Viridiplantae; Streptophyta; Magnoliopsida; Asterales; Asteraceae
Product: leucine-rich repeat extensin-like protein 1
Exons: 1
Coding region: 1-627 (208 amino acids)
Source: RefSeq, a predicted model, not a curated record
AUGCAGACCGGAACACUGGGCCACCCAAUAAGCAUAUCCGGUGGAUCUCCAUUUCAGGGAUCCCUAUACCGUGGGCCCGAUUCAUUUAAGGAGAGGAUGGCCACCUUUGAUUGGUACUUUACUCCUUUGUACCAUAGCUCUCCAGCCCAACCACCUUUGGUUGAACCCCAACUCCAAGUUGUUUCACCGCCACCACUUCCUGUUGAGGAGCCACCUCAGCAGCCACCGCAACCACCUCCCGAGCCUCUGAGGCAAAGGAGGAACGCACGUAUAUCCGUGCGAGGAGGACCUCGUUUCAGUUCUCCUCAGGGUUCGAGUUCUUAUCCCCCUAUUCCAGAGGAUCCCCAGAUGGGUUGGCCCUCGAACGCGGCGCCGGAGGUCGAUCCUCCGCCAGCUUCUUAUGUACCGCCUCAGCCGCCUAUGGGCUUUGAUAACCCAAUCCCAACGUACCCAGGUUCUUCCGGGUACAAUCCUUUUGAAAACACAUCGGGGUAUCCAUUGGACUAUGGAACUCAAGACCUGUAUCUUACAGCUGCACAGUACCAUCACCUUUACCCUUCUUCUUACCCUCCAGUUCAUCCAACUGGAUACCCGGUACAGGGUUAUCAAUACCCGCCGUACCAGUAA